Molecule: messenger RNA, 1431 nt
Organism: Pediculus humanus corporis (human body louse)
Lineage: Eukaryota; Metazoa; Arthropoda; Insecta; Psocodea; Pediculidae
Product: cytochrome P450, putative
Exons: 7
Coding region: 1-1431 (476 amino acids)
Biological process (GO): xenobiotic metabolic process
Cellular component (GO): cytoplasm; intracellular membrane-bounded organelle
Molecular function (GO): iron ion binding; oxidoreductase activity, acting on paired donors, with incorporation or reduction of molecular oxygen, reduced flavin or flavoprotein as one donor, and incorporation of one atom of oxygen; heme binding
Source: RefSeq, a predicted model, not a curated record
AUGAUAUUAAUAUUGGUUUUUUUAAUAACUCUACUUUUUUUUCAUUGGCUAACAAUGAAACCACGAAAUUAUCCACCAGGACCACCGUGUCUUCCUAUUUUGGGAUCUAUACCUUUUAUGAAAACAAAUAAUUUUCAUCUUUAUUUACAAGAGAUAAAAAAAAAAUAUGGACCGGUUAUUGGAUUUAAAGUUGGAAUGAUUAAUUUGAUAGGAGUUGUUGGUACGAAAGAAGUUAACGAAAUUUUUACUAGACCUGAAUUUCAAGGACGUCCUCAAAUAGCAUACUUCGAUCCCGGUAUUAUGUUUAGCGAAGGACAAUUUUGGUUAUCGCAAAGAAGGUUUACCGUACGACAUUUAAGAGAUUUUGGUUUUGGUAAAAAAUCAAUUGAAAAUGUUAUCCUAAAUGAAUUUGAUGAUUUUAUACAUUACGUCAUUAAAGAUAAACAAAUUUUUCAAGUUAGUGGAAUAUUUAAUACAUCAGUUGUCAACAUAUUAUGGGCUAUGAUUGGGGGAAAUCGUUUUUCAUAUGCGGAUAAAGAUUGUAGAAAAUUAUUAGAAACCGUUACAAAUCUUUUCCGUUCUGGCGACGUAACAGGAGGAUUAUCCAACACUUUUCCAAUUUUACGUAAAUUAUUUCCAUUUUUUUUUAAAAGGGAAAUAUCCAAUCGACAGACUAUCGAUAAUUUUUUAAAAAACGCCAUUAAGGAUCAUAAAAAAAUGAUAACUGAUGAACCACAAGAUUUUAUAGAUGCUUAUUUAAAAGAAUUGGAAAAAAAAGAUCCAUCAUUGGAUCCAUCAUUUAAUGAAAAUACUUUAGUAAGAGUUUGUAAUGAUAUAUUUACUGCUGGUGCUGAUACGAUAGGAAGCAGUAUAGGAUUUUGCCUUUUGUAUACCGUUUUAUAUCCAAAAUGGCAAGAUGUUAUUUAUGAAGAAAUAAAACAAUUUAGAGAAAAUGAAACGGGUUCACUGCUAGACAAUAGGAAAAGUUUUCCAAAAUUGGAAGCGUUUUUAACCGAAGUUAGCCGAUGCAAUACAAUUGCAUCAAUUGCAGUUCCACACAAAUCCCUAAAAGAUACAACUCUAAAUGGUUAUUUUAUCCCUCGUAACACAACAAUCCUGGUCAGCAUAUGGGCCGUAUUGCAAGAUAAAAGUAUCUGGAACGAUCCAGAAAAAUUCAGUCCAGAAAGAUUUUUAGACGAUGAAGGAAAUUAUAAAAAAACUGACGGAUGGAUGCCUGUAUUUGGUUUUGGGCAAAGGUCGUGUCCGGGUGAAAUCCAAGCGAAAAAUAUUAUUUUUUUAUUUUUCGUUUCUCUGAUAGAAAAAUUUAAAUUUAGUAUUCCAGAAGGACAUCCACGUCCGAAAACUUUGUGUUUGGGAGGAUUUACUAAUGCACCUCAACCGUUUGAAGUAAAAAUUGAACCCAGAUAUUAA